Molecule: messenger RNA, 1793 nt
Organism: Sinocyclocheilus anshuiensis
Lineage: Eukaryota; Metazoa; Chordata; Actinopteri; Cypriniformes; Cyprinidae
Product: dematin-like
Exons: 15
Coding region: 292-1338 (348 amino acids)
Biological process (GO): actin filament bundle assembly; cytoskeleton organization; lamellipodium assembly
Cellular component (GO): plasma membrane; actin cytoskeleton
Molecular function (GO): actin filament binding
Source: RefSeq, a predicted model, not a curated record
CUACAGAGCGCAUUUUUGGGAUUAUAAACGCGUUCCGAGUCAGCUGACGCCGAAAGCGACUAUGAUGCUCAAAAUGCUGUCUAGGUAGGCAGCUCACUAGUGUUUGAGACGCGGCCAAUGUGGCACAGGCAUAUGAACGCGUGAUGCACGCAAUGAUCUUGAGUGAGUGUUUGAGAGACUUUUGAAUUUCUGCAUCUCCGGACGGAAAGGACCGAAUAAACCGCUGUUUUACAGUCUCAGAUCUGUGUAACUGGAAGAACAAAGAAAGGAGUUUUAUAGUUUACCUCAGUCAUGCAGAAGGCAGGGACGGCCCCGUCCUCCCAGGGUCCAAGUGCUCCUGGGUCCCCAGCCACCUCGAUUGUGGCACGAAUGGACAAUCAGGUCAUCGGAUAUAAAGACUUGGCCGCCAUUCCCAAAGACAAAGCCAUUCUUGAGGUGGAACGGCCAGAUCUGAUGGUGUACGAGCCGCAUUUCAAUAUCUCAGCCCUGGAUCGGAUAGGUCACUCCAGAAGCAGAGAGAGAUCAAUGUCUCCUCAUUCUGUCUCGCCUCCUCCUUCCCCAGAGAUAUUUGCUUCAAAAGAGUCAAAGGAGUGGUCAGAGCAGGGCUCCCCAGGAGGCUCCACAGUGCAGCUCCGCAAAAUCAGCCCCGUGCAGCACUUCCACAGGCCGGACAGUGGCACCAACAUCUAUAAGAAGCCACCAAUUUACAAACACGACGGACAGACGGGAACGUCUCAUAGUAAACAUGAUGUGAUCAUUGAGUCCUCCAAGUUCCCAGCAGCCCAGCCGCCUGAUCCCAACCAACCUUCAAAGAUAGAGACAGAGUACUGGCCCUGUCCACCCUCUCUAGCCACUAUGGAGAUUGAGUGGAAGAAGAAGGCAGCCGAGCAGGGAAAGCCAAUCGAGGACGAUGAGUUUGAGGACCUGACAGAAGAUGCAAAGAGACUCCAGGAACAGGAACUUCAGAAGAUACAGUCCAACUUGGGCAAAUUGAUCCUGGGAAACGAUACGCCUAUUUCACUGCGGUCUGCAGACUUCACCUCCACAGACAAUGGAAAAGCAAAAACAGGUGUACAGAAUGGCGAUUCACAGAGUGGGAGAAUGGACAGAGGAAGCUCUCUUCCUAGUAUUCUGGAACAGAAGAUAUAUCCAUAUGAAAUGCUGGUUGUAACCCACAGAGGGCGCAGUAAACUUCCUCCAGGUGUUGACAGGACCAGAUUAGAGCGUCAUCUGUCUCCAGAGGAAUUCCAGAGCUUAUUCGGAAUGUCCAUCACAGAAUUUGAUCGUCUGUCACUAUGGAAACGGAACGACCUGAAGAAGAAAGUGUCCCUUUUCUAACAUUUGGACAUUUGGACUUGGACACUGAACCCUUUGCCCUCCAGAGACGCCAGUAAUAUCCACUCUAAUCUAAUACGGAUGCUAUGCAGACAUUUGAAGAUAAGCAAGGAAGAUGACACCACAUCACCAGAUGUUAUUUCACUCACAUGUACAGCAGUCUCUGUACGUCUCUGGUGUAUAUAAUAAAGACAGAAUGAAGACUCGCGCAUCCCUACAGUCGCUCCAUAUCUCAAAAGUCGGAUUAUUAGUGAUGGAAUAUCAAUUUCAUAAACUGCUCCAGCCGUUUCUUUACGCCUUACAUCGAUUUCAAAUUCUUAAAGUGCCCAGAGAUGUUUAUAAUAAUAGGCCUAUAUAUUUACACAAAGUUUUAAUCGUAAACAUCACUUUUUUUUUCUUUUUCUGUUCACUAAUAUUCCACUAUAAACUUAAUUUAUUGUAUCCCAAACACAUAUGGC